AGCGGAGCGACGACUGCAGCUCACAUAUCUUCCGUCUUUGCUCGAGUUCACCCAUCAACACAGCAGCAAACCAGGACCUCACCCAGAACCAAAAAAAAAAAAAAAGACUCUUAUUUGUUUAUGCAAACAUUUUUGGACCUUUAAAUAUGCUGCCGUGUCCACGCUUCAGAAGGAGAAGAGGCCAGCCUUAGAAUAAACUCCCCACAAGUUGAAGACCGCUCCAGAGAGGAGGAAAGAAACACUCGUGGACUCUCCGAUCGUCCCUUUUCUUCGUUUGCUAAACCUUUCUGACACUUCAGCCGGUCCCGAUGGAAGCCAGAGGAAAGUAUGAUUUUUCUGCAACAGCAGCCGACGAGCUCAGCUUCAGAAAGGGCGAUAUACUUAAGAUUUUAAGCCCACAGGAUGAGUGGUAUAAAGCAGAGAUGAACGGACAGGAAGGAUUCGUACCACAAAACUACAUUGAUAUGCAGCAUCCGAGAUGGUUUCAGGAAAACGCCAGUCGCAGCGCUGCGGAGGAACUCCUGAGGUACAAAGAUGUGGGAGACUUUGUGAUCCGAGGCUGCCAGAGCUCCCCUGGAGACUUCUCCAUCUCUGUCAAACAUGAGAGUGACGUUCAGCACUUUAAAGUGAUGAAAGACAACAAAGGCCAGUACUUCCUGUGGUCUGAGAAGUUCACCUCCCUAAACAAGCUGGUUGAGUUCUACAAGAACACCUCCAUCUCUAAAACCAGGGAGAUCUACCUCAACGAUGGCAGCUUGGACAGUAAGAGCCACUCCAUGGCCCAGUCAGUUAAGAGGGGAAGUUUGCCUGAACAACGUAAUGCUGCUGCAGCCAUCGUUGCCUCACCGCGCAGAGCUUCAGACCAGCCUCCCAGCCAGCUGGCUAAGAGAUCGGGUCUGGAGGAGCGAGCUCACACCAUCGGUCACACAGGAAGAAGCAGCCCCGUCAGCACUGCUUAUCCUCCCCGUCGCACAUCUGAAACCAUGCCUCUCCCUCAGAGGGCAUCCUCGGUGCAGGUGAAGGCGCUGUACGACUUCACCGCAGAGGAAGACGACGAACUCGGUUUCUGCGCCGGUGACAUCAUCGACGUGUUGGAUCGCUCUGACGCGUCGUGGUGGAAAGGGAGGCUGAGGGGGAAAAGUGGGCUGUUUCCUGCCAACUACACAAUACAGCUGUGAGAAAACACCCCAGGCGAUGCACUUACUAUGCCUGCACACCUUCACAGACUCGCUCUGCAGGUGCACCAACCCUGAGUUUGUGAUUUUGAACAUAAACACUGAGCAGUCAGUGAUUCAUCUAAUUGCUGCACCGCAUGUCGGCACUUCAUCAGGACACCGGUGCCCAAAGGACUGAGUCAGUUAGUGUUUUCAGAUAAUAUUCAUAUGUAUACUACCACUCUGCACGGUGCUUGUGCAGGUGUUAUUGAACUUUUUUUGUUCCACUUACAUUUACAAAGGACACACUGACAAGAACUUCAUAAAACCUGGCACAUGUUUAACUGGCACACAGGAACUGCUGCAGAUGGCACCGAGGAAUGUUUUAUCAUUUGUAUUAUGACAUGCUGACAGCAGGUAUUUAUUUGCAAAAUGCUCGUUGGCCGGUCUGCUGAUCAAUUGACUGUAAUCCAACUGUUUCUGCUCAUGUUGCAAGUGUAGUCAUAUUUUAUACCACAAAAGGUUUUGUAUGAAAAAUUCAGCAGAUUUCUCAAGAAGUCUGAAUGCUUAAUAUAGACGUGUAACUUCCUUGCAGCUCAUCUACUUGGAAAUAAAUCUUUUUUCUUUUCA
Messenger RNA from Siniperca chuatsi (mandarin fish), 1784 nucleotides. It is a transcript of the gene grap2a, whose product is annotated as GRB2 related adaptor protein 2a. Lineage: Eukaryota; Metazoa; Chordata; Actinopteri; Centrarchiformes; Sinipercidae. The transcript has 8 exons. The record is from RefSeq and is a predicted model, not a curated record. Bases 309 to 1178 code for a protein of 289 amino acids. Gene Ontology annotation, molecular function: protein binding.